Molecule: messenger RNA, 1004 nt
Organism: Chiroxiphia lanceolata (lance-tailed manakin)
Lineage: Eukaryota; Metazoa; Chordata; Aves; Passeriformes; Pipridae
Gene: TPRKB
Product: TP53RK binding protein
Exons: 4
Coding region: 185-709 (174 amino acids)
Biological process (GO): tRNA threonylcarbamoyladenosine modification; telomere maintenance via recombination
Cellular component (GO): cytosol; EKC/KEOPS complex; nucleus
Source: RefSeq, a predicted model, not a curated record
GAGCCGGCGCGUCCCGUCCGCGGCAGCUGCCGGGCGGGAAGGGGCGCGGGGGGUGCGGCCGCCUCUGGCCCGCGCGCGUGGGGGUUGUCUGUGGGAAGAGCUGAAACCCCCCGGUCGGAAUGCCUGGGUGUUGGUAGAGCCGUGUUUUCGGCGGGACAAGCGGGCGCCUCUCCGUGUCCCCAGGAUGGAGCGGACGCACCAGCUGGAGCUGUUCCCUAACUACAGCGUCACGCUGCUUCUCUUCCGACACGUGAAAAACGCCGCUGCUCUACGGAAAAAAGCCAUGGAAGGAUCCAUCGAAGGAGCGCUGAUAAACCCUGCGAUGAUUGUAGAUCCUUUUCAAAUUCUCGUGGCAGCCAACAAAGCAGUACAUCUACAAGAGAUAGAUAAAAUGAAGACCAGAACUCUCUAUGCAGAAAUUAUUUUCAAUCUUUCACCAAACAAUAAUAUUUCAGAUGCAUUUAAAAAGUUUGGCAUUUCAGACAGUGACACAGCAGUACUCAUUGUUCUGCUGGAUAGCUACAAAACUGUAAAUCUGGAAGAUAUAGCAUCACAAGUGGAAGGCCAACAGGUUUCUCUAGAUGAACUCCCCCAGCUAACAGACACUGCCAGAGUUAAAAAGAUAUACAAAGUUACUCCACAAGAAGAAAAAAUCAGCACCUUAUUGGAUAGUGUUGUUUGCAGAAUGUCAACGAAAGAUGUCUUAUGAAAAUGUGGAAAUACAUUUUUUAAAAGGAAAAAGGACUUUUUAAGGUGUAAAAACACUUCAUUGCAGUUCAUCUUGCAUUUCAGAGAAAGUGGAAUAGUACUGAGUAGUUUGAUGACAUCUGAUCUUUAACCAAGUUUGGAUACCAAGCUUAGUAAUCUUAUCUGUGUUCUAAGCACAGAGAGCAAUUCUGCCAUGCAAAGCAGAAUUUGCCUUUGGUAUUUCUGUCCUUUUUCUUUACAAGGGAAAAUUGCCAGUGCUCUAAGCUGAACAUAAACAGAAGGAUUGGAAAUCUCUA